CCUGCUCAGCUGCCGCAGCGGAGCAGCAGCGGGAAGGCGUCCGGAGCCGCCGUCGCAGCUGUGCCGGCGGGGGAAGGCUCCCCGCAGCCCGGGGGGUGCCCCCAGCGGGGCCGGGGGUGCGGGCGGGCACCCCACCAUGGCCUUCACCAUGCUGCGCCCUGUGGCCGCCCGCGUGCUCUACCCCGACCUCAGCAUGCUCUCGGAGGACGAGGAGAACCGCAGCGAGAGCGACACGUCGGACCAGUCGUUCGGCUGCUGCGAGGGCGCCGAGGCUCGCCGCAAGCUGCCGCGGAAGCCGGGGCCGAUGGUGAUGGUGAAGCAGAGGCAGGCGGCGAACGCACGGGAGCGGGACCGGACCCAGAGCGUCAACACGGCCUUCACCGCCCUGCGGACCCUCAUCCCCACCGAGCCGGUGGAUCGGAAGCUGUCCAAGAUCGAGACCCUCCGCCUGGCCUCCAGCUACAUCUCCCACCUGGCCAACGUGCUGCUGCUGGGCGAGGGCUGCGAGGACGGGCAGCCCUGUUUCAGUGCCAUCUAUGGCGCCAAGGGCGACCUGGACAGCAAACAGCCCCGCAGCAUCUGCACCUUCUGCCUCAGCAACCAGCGGAAGGGGGGCAGUCGGAGGGACCUCGGGGGCAACUGCCUGAAGGUGCGAGGGGUGACGCCCCUGCGAGUGUCGCGGAGAUGAGCCGGGCUCCGGCAGCACCCACCUGACACAGCGGCACAGGCAGACAGAGCCCGCACACGCCAGCCCAGAGACCGCAGCGGGGAGGGAGGGAGCUGCUCACCUGAGGUGGCAGCGGCCGAGCCCAGGCUGGCACCACACCAACACUGGCCCUGGAGCCGGCAGUGGGGCGGGAGGACGCUCCCGUGGCCCAGGCUGCCCACGCGGGGCAGGGCCGGGGAGGGGGGUCCCCGCGCCCCGGGGCUGGACUGGAAGGGGCCUAUGUGCAGCCGGCGUCGAGGCGCUCCGGGGGGACAGUGUCGUGGCCCUGGGGAUGCUGGUUGUGCACGUGCAGCCGCUUGGAAAAUAAAACCUUAUUUUUCUGA
Pyrgilauda ruficollis (rufous-necked snowfinch) is the source of this 1050-nucleotide messenger RNA. RefSeq names its product transcription factor 15 (gene TCF15). The coding region runs from base 137 to 688 and encodes 183 amino acids. Gene Ontology annotation, molecular function: RNA polymerase II transcription regulatory region sequence-specific DNA binding; DNA-binding transcription factor activity, RNA polymerase II-specific; protein dimerization activity. Lineage: Eukaryota; Metazoa; Chordata; Aves; Passeriformes; Passeridae. The transcript is spliced from 2 exons. Gene Ontology annotation, biological process: developmental process; regulation of transcription by RNA polymerase II. The record is from RefSeq and is a predicted model, not a curated record.